GACCAGACGGGACUCUUUUGGGAAAAGAAAGAAGAAUAAACAAAUCCAGGUCACGUGACAGGCUGGCUGGAGCAUCGUUUCGGUCCAUUUUGGAUGUUAGCAAGAUCUCCGCGUAGCAACCCACCCUCUAAAAAUGACAAAGCUGCAGUUUUUAAACGUUUUCCUGACUGAGCGUCUCAUGCUUGCCGCGCAGGAGAUUUACAAGUCUGUGGAGGAUACGAUUUUGGAAUACCAAGAGGAGAUAGCGAUCAGGGAGCGGGAGAACGACCAUCUGAGACGGAGGCUCAGAGACGCUGGAAUCGAAAUAUGGCCAGAUCGCCCGUCCAUGGGGUUGCUGGAUGAGGAGGAUGGUGAGCACCCACGUCGUGAGUGGAGUCCCAGUAUGGGGCAUGAAGAGCGCAUUCCCAUUCAGAUCAAAGACAAGAGAGAUCUGCGGGUCAACCAGGGAGAUGAUCACCUUCGUGCCCAUGGCGCUUGUGUUGCCUCAGAGAACAUGUUCACUCCUCCCCGUGUUGCAAACGAAUACCCCCAGGAUGGCCCCCAUACCUCCAGCCUUCCUCAGAAUCAGGGCGUAGAGAACCGGGAAAGGGAUCCUGGAUCUCGGGGCUCCUUGAGGCAUGUGAAGGGUGAGACUGUAGACGGCCACAGAGGUUCUGCAUCUUCCAGCAGCGGCGCCCAGCCUCUUGCACCAGUCAACCCAAACUGCUCAAACGAGAACAACAUUGAGAUGAUGGCGGCGGAGAACGGUGGACAGUUGGUUGGUGUUAAAGGUGGACCUAACAGAGGACAGGUCUCUCUCAUGCGUAACCAAGGAGCCAAUGCCAUGGACUGCCCUCAUCAAAAGUCUCCCACGCAGGGCCACAUGUCCUCUUUCUGCUGCAAAGUCUGCGGCGAGGCGUUCAGUCACGUCGGCCACCUGCACGUCCACGUCCAAGUGCACACUCGGGAAAAACCGUACCGCUGUGGCGUGUGCGGAAAGUGCUGCAGCUCCUCCGGAAGACUGCAGGAGCACCAGCGGAGCCACACGGGAGAAAAACCGUUUCGCUGCCAGAUUUGCGGAAAGGGAUUCACGCAGAUGGCUCACCUGAAGGUUCACAUGAGGAUCCACACAGGGGAGAAGCCGUACAGCUGCCCAGUGUGCGGCAAGUGCUUCAGUCGCUCCGACAAAAUCAAAAGGCAUCUUCAGACCCACAACCGCGAGGGAACAUAUUUCUCAGGGCAAUAAUGGAGGUUUAUUGUUUGAACGGCCCAGUUUAUGAAUCAUAUUGAUGUGAGCAACAUUUCUAUAGAAGGCUAAAAAAUGCUGCCAUUAACUAUUUUCUUUUUUUUUUUUACUUUGCAAGAAUUAGAAGUUCUGCAGGUGUUAAACUUUUUUUUCCCCCAAUCUAACUUAACACUUCUCAGUUUCUGGAUAAACUUUGUAUUAGCCAGUUUAGUAUGUUAUUUACUGACCUUUGUGUUGAGUAAUAAAUCUAAGACACAAGUUGAAUUAUUAGCUAGUGUUUCUGAUCUUUUGCUUCAUUUGUAAUCACGUAAUUAGCAUGAAGUCUUCCACAUAAGUCUUGAAAAAGAGAUGUAUCAUGAAAUGCAAGAAUAUUCUGCACAUUCAGUUUAUGUUCAAUCUGUCACUUCAUGUUUGUAAGUUCAUGUGUUUAAAAAGCUGCAACGCUAACAUUUAUUUAGUCUAUUCUGUUAAUCUGAAAAGUUAUAGACAGCAUAGGCAUGACUCAUUUUUCCAGUUAAGUAAAAGUUGAUAAUUGGACAGAUAAUAGCUGUGUUUUGCCUGAAUUUUCUCUAGUAGCGUUAUCAGUUUUUAAAACACUUGUGUUGCAUUUUUAUGAAACUGAAAUAUUUUUGAGCAGACCGACACAAUGAGCUGUUCUCAGAUGGAGAAUUGUGUCUCUGAGGUGUACUAAGAAGCAGGAUUAAAAAUGUUGAUUCUAAUUGUUUAGCAUCAUAAAAAAAGAUUCUCUUUUAAUCUGUUGAAGUCACUAUUUUAACCUGAGCUGAGCAUGGAACACACUCUGGAAGAAGUUAAAACUUGACCAAUUCUAAAAAUGCUCAUCUUUAAUCCGAUGCUGAUUUAAUCUUAGAUUAUUCAUAAUAAAGUGCACAGAUCGUUCUGAUAAAAACUUGGUGUUUCAAUCAGUUCAUCAUGAUAAACUGUUGACUCAGACACAUUUUUAUUGAUUUUUUUAACCAAUUAAAAAGUUACUCUUGAUGUGUGCUAAAUGACCAGUUUGUAGACAGGUGUGGACAUUUAUAAAAUCACAAGUAUCUGUGUUUUGGAAACUGAUGGGACUGCAUAAAUGUAGAGUAAUUUUUAUUCUGCAGCUGAUUGAAUCAAACUCUUCACUCUGUUUUUUAUUAUCAUGGAGAAUAUAUGAUUUUUCAGUUUGAGAAACAAAUGAACCGAAUCAAAUCUUCCUUGUGUCAGAGCUAAAUGCACAUAUUGCCUGUGUAAGAAGUGACAAGUUAUAACAGCUUGCAGAAAUUUACUAAUACGCACAAUUACUAAGUAUCAGUCUCUUGUAGCAUAGACCGUUUUUAAAUUUUAUUUUUUAUUUAUUUUGCAGUCUUCAUCUCUAUUCAAACAUAUGAAUAAAACAAUCAGAUGAACUGUGGGAUUAUAAUCUCUAAUCUUGUACUCAUUUUAUGUCUGACUGAAGUUGAAGUUUUUGUGUUUGACUUUCUGACAGAAAGCUGAUCCUGCUCUUUAGUACCCUGCUUUGGUGCUUCUUUCUUUUGAUGGACUAUAUUUUUCCAUUCUUAUUAAAAACAUUUCUGUCACCAUUAUCAGUGUUUUAUGUUGUGCACUAAACAAAGGACACAUCCUUUGUCAGACUGUUCCACAGUUUGCUGAAAUAAUGUAAGAUUCUGUGGAAAACCACUCUAGUCCUAACUUUUAUUUUUAUGUAAGAUUCUGUGGAAAACCACUCUAGUCCUAACUUUUAUUUUUAUGUAAGAUUCUGUGGAAAACCACUCUAGUCCUAACUUUUAUUUUUUUAUGUUUGCCUGUGAUUGCACUAUAAGAUCUGUUCUGAAAGACACAUCAAUAAACUCGUUCAGUAUUAACAGAACCUCUCUGGUUCUUCCGAGGUUUGGYAGAGAUUAAUGUGCGUCUUGUGUUUCCAUAAUGUUCACCAUUUAAAUGUGUGGGAUUUUUCUCUUGUGGUUAAUUUUCAGAAGUGAUAGCAGGACUGGAUGAAAUAAAGUAAUUUCUCUUCACAUUUCUGGCUGAUUUUAUAUUUCUUCUUUUAAAGGUCAUAUAAUGAGGCCACACAGGACCAAUGUAAAACCUAUUUGUUAUUAAAAGAUACCAGUAACUCGG
Messenger RNA from Austrofundulus limnaeus, 3331 nucleotides. Its product is annotated as zinc finger and SCAN domain-containing protein 21. Gene Ontology annotation, molecular function: DNA-binding transcription factor activity, RNA polymerase II-specific; RNA polymerase II cis-regulatory region sequence-specific DNA binding. The coding region runs from base 134 to 1225 and encodes 363 amino acids. The transcript has 2 exons. Gene Ontology annotation, biological process: regulation of transcription by RNA polymerase II. NCBI's taxonomy places the organism in Eukaryota, Metazoa, Chordata, Actinopteri, Cyprinodontiformes, Rivulidae. The record is from RefSeq and is a predicted model, not a curated record.